Vicia faba (fava bean) is the source of this 360-nucleotide messenger RNA. The record is from the annotation of a GenBank genome assembly. NCBI's taxonomy places the organism in Eukaryota, Viridiplantae, Streptophyta, Magnoliopsida, Fabales, Fabaceae.
AUGGAGGAGGAUCUUAUAAAGCAGGAAAUUUACAGUUUCUAUAAGGAUAUGGUAGGGACUGCUAAUCCUCAUUUGAGGAAAAUUGACAUAGAAGUGAUGAGAAGAGGUAGACAAUUAAGUACUGAACACUGCCAAGAUCUAGUCUCCUCAGUUACUGAGAAGACAGCAUUUGUGCCAGGGCAUCACCUGCAUGAUCAUGUCCUCUUGGCCUUCGGAUUGGUUAAAGGUUAUAACACUAAAGGUGGCCCUCCCAGAUGUAUGCUUCAGAUGGACAUUAGAAAAGCAUAUGAAAGUGUGGAUUGGAAUGCCUUAGAGGAUAUUAUGGCUGAAUUAGGUUUCCCCAACAGAUUUAUCUACUAG